GCGCAUCCCUAGUUUAACUGUUAGCCACGAAAGAGUUUAGAAAGUUCAAGAAACAGAGGGGGCAGUCUCGUGCGAAUGCACCGCGAGGACAUUAACGGUAGUUUGAGGAUGUAAUUCUCUGAACUGCACUAUUAAUUUAACCUACAGCGAACAGUGGGUUAUGGCAACAAACAAAGAAGAAACUCCUCAGUGGAAAACAACGAUAAUAAUCAGCACGUCACUCCAGAGCCAUGACACAAUCAGGAUGAUUAGUGCGCAGCAGCACCGAAUCCGAUUUUCAGACAGUGUUGAGUCGGGAGCCUUUAUUUUCCCUCUGUCAGGUACGGCAUUUCUUUUGGUUGACCCUCAAGAUCUCCUGGAGCAUUUUGAGGAAUCUGGACUCAUUCAUAGGAUAAAGACAUUUGUGCAAGUACACCGGAACAGCUUUCUACUUCUAUAUGCCCCCUUUAAUGGGAAAAAGGAACUGGAAAUCUUGUCGGCAAUUCAACUGAGAUUCUUUGGCACCAAUCUCAGGACUCUGCCUGUGCGAAACAAUGCAGAGAUUGUCAAAGGAAUGAUGACAAUUGCCAAGGCCACCAGUAAGCCCCAUGUAGACAGUAUCCGUGACCGGAUGUCUCUGGCUCGGGCUCACAUCAUUGAAAGCAGUCCUGUGUGGGAGAUGCUUAGAGACAUUCUAUAAAGCUCAGCAUAUGAUCCAGCAUGUCUUCACACACUUGUGUUGUUUUAUUCGAUGCUAACAGUACAAGCUUUACAUUUGUUUACAAUAACUUUGGCAUAGAGAAUAAAAGAAUUGUAAUCAAUGCAUGUUUCUGUAUGAGCCAAUCAGAGCAAAUAAAGUAAAAAUGUUUAUAAAAAUAACCCAGAAGUGAUUUAGUUUGGGAUCUUCAGCUUUUCCUCUGUGAUCUCUUCGAUACGGACUAUAACACUCUCCAUCAGGUCAAAUGUCACCAAAGCACUCUGCAACACCUGUGACACAAGAGAAUAGUCAGCUUGCUGGUCUUACAUAGGCCAAAAUCUAAAUGAUAGUUAAUAGGAAAGAACGUUUCUGUACCUGGUGCUGGACCUGUGGGGACAUAUUGGACACUUUCUCAUGUGGCACUGUAAUGCUUUUUCCUAACCUGGUGGAUCUGGCAGCAUCUCUAGCUUCUGUGGAGGAUAAUAAAGAUGGUUUACAGUAUG
Molecule: messenger RNA, 1179 nt
Organism: Etheostoma cragini (Arkansas darter)
Lineage: Eukaryota; Metazoa; Chordata; Actinopteri; Perciformes; Percidae
Exons: 7
Coding region: 161-679 (172 amino acids)
Biological process (GO): synaptonemal complex assembly; reciprocal meiotic recombination
Cellular component (GO): chromosome
Source: RefSeq, a predicted model, not a curated record